This is a messenger RNA of Mucor mucedo, 795 nucleotides long. RefSeq lists its product as uncharacterized. The transcript has 4 exons. The coding region runs from base 1 to 795 and encodes 264 amino acids. NCBI's taxonomy places the organism in Eukaryota, Fungi, Mucoromycota, Mucoromycetes, Mucorales, Mucoraceae. The record is from RefSeq and is a predicted model, not a curated record.
AUGUUAAAGGAGGCUGAUGAGUAUGACGCGAUUAUCAAAGCAUCAUCUCUGGAUGAUGUAACGCUGUCCAAGCAUGCCCAAACAAUCAUUAAUGCAUUUAAGGUCACAUUACCUUCCACCAAACAUAUCCGAUCUGUGUUACGAACCCAUGGAAACCCAGUCGACUUCGAUUUAUUUGAACACGCGGACUUCGGGUUUAUCGAAACCACAACAAGACAUUUUAUGGUGCUGGUUGAAAGCCCAAGAAAUCCUCUUCUAGGCAGCAUCAACGGACGAACAACAGCAAUACACACCACCACGAUCGUCCUAAAUCAGCUAUUCAUAUCAUUCAAUGAUGUAUUAGCUUUAUAUUGGAUCGAAAAAGAACACUGUACAACCAAGAAAAGAAAGUGGGACGGCGUUAUCGUAUCGGUUAAGGAUCAAAGGCUGUCGAUUUCAUUAGUAGAGUUUUCAGGCGGUAUUAAUUCAAAUAACACUCAGGCCAAGGAAAAACAUGAUAUUACCAAGCUAUACAAUAACAUGGUCAAAGUUAUUGAAAAUAUACCAGAGGAGCAGAAAAAGCAAGUCUUUGCAGUUAGGUUCUUCAGUAAAAUUCGUACAUUUAUUUCGAGAAGCUUCUUUUGCUGUAUCCCCUAUAUUCGAGACUUUAUCUUGCACAAUGAUAACUAUAUCCGUUGCGAACACAGCAAAUUCGAGUGUCCAACAACUGCAAGAAGUCUCUUAAAGUAUGUCGAAGAGGUUCCCAACAUGUUGAAAUGGAGGGAUGCUGUUGUAAACCAUGCUUUACAAAAUUGA